Molecule: messenger RNA, 549 nt
Organism: Soboliphyme baturini
Lineage: Eukaryota; Metazoa; Nematoda; Enoplea; Dioctophymatida; Soboliphymatidae
Source: the annotation of a GenBank genome assembly
AUGAUCACCCUAUUUCGUAUUACCACUCUCAGCCAUUCCAGCCAAAGCAUUGCUUUCAGUUUUCUGUUUCCGGCCUUCACGAAACAAGGCGUGACGUCUGAAGUGUCGAAGCCGUUUUCGUACGUAGGCCUCAAGUGGCUGCUGAGCAUACAGAAGAGCAAGAACAUCCUCUGUCCGCAUCUGAUCCUCCCUGACCUCAAGGAUGGCAUUACGGUAGUCGUCGACUGCACAUUCACGUUGAUGAACACUGAAUCGUUCACGAGAAAUGAACUCUUCCACGCAAAAGGCUGCGAGUUCAACUCUGCGAACUCGUCGCAUGGCAGCGACAUUUUCAUUCACGUCGAGGACAUCGCGGAGAGAAAAUUUCUCAGCUACGAAAACAUCUGCGUCCUGGAACUGACUCUUAAAAAUCCAAAAAUCCUCUUUCACAGCGUUCUGAUCUUGGAGCACAAGCCGCAGGCCCUGGCUGCCAGAGGAAGACGAGACAAGAUGCUGGAUUUCCGCUGUUACAACACUGAAAAAUUUCACUAUGGCGAUUUCGACUGGUAA